CGAGCCCGUCAUCCGCUUAUCGGCAGCCAUCGGUUUGUUUUCAUUUCGUGUGCACUUUUAUUUGUUUCAUUUCUCAUUACGUUAAUUUCAUCAUGCGCCUUGAAACGGGCACUUCUUGAAUGGGCAGAAUGUCCCAAAUUCGUGCCGCUGAUUCUGACACAUAAGACCGGGUAUUUUUGUUGACGGAGUUCGAGCUGAAUGUAAAAAAUGUCUGGAAAAGUUAAAGUUCCUGGGGAAUGGAAGAAGCGUGUAAAGUCUGAGUACAUGCGUCUUCGCCAAGCGAAGAGGCAUAAAAGAGCAGACGAAGUUAAAGUUGCCUGGAAUGUCAAUCGAAAGGCUUUGACAGAUGGAUUAGCAGAAGAAAACAAGCGGUGGCUUCAGGGCAAAGCAAUAUGGACGUGGCAGCAAGAAGCGCCUGCUCAUGCUGCCUGCAUGAAGAAGUCCGAAAUCGUUGGACUGGAUGGAGAGACACAGUCAUGCCCCAUCAAAAUAAUAAACUCUGUAACUCCGAUACCUACCAUGUACACUUGGGCACCAAUUCAACAAAAUUUUAUGGUGGAGGAUGAGACAGUUCUACAUAAUAUACCAUACAUGGGUGAUGAAGUUCUCGAUCAAGACGGAACCUUUAUUGAAGAAUUGAUCAAGAACUAUGACGGUAAAGUUCAUGGAGAUCGCGAAACUGGAUUUCUUGAUGACAGCACUCUUGUAGAACUUGUCAAUGCCCUCGUUUCCUAUCAAGUGAAAGAUGAGGAAGAUGAAGCCAAAGGAAAAACUAGUGAAAGCCACAAAAAUAAAGACAAAUUUGAUAAAGAGGGUCCAUCAUCUAGUAAAACUGAUGUUAAAUCUCAAGAAAUGCAAAGUCAAAGCUCUUCUCCAGAGGAUUCAGAGCUCUCAGGAAAGCCUUUACCAUUUCCUAUUGAUAUUAUUUUUCAGGCAAUAUCAAUAUCAUUUCCUGAGAAAGGGACACCUGAACAGCUGCGUGACAAGUUUAUAGAAUUAACAUCACGAAAAGAUCCAAAUGCCCGUCCACCCGAGUGUACUCCGAAUAUUGAUGGUGUUGCAGCUGAGAAUGUUCCUAGAGAACAAACCCUUCAUUCAUUCCAUACUCUAUUCUGUCGAAGGUGUUUCAAAUAUGAUUGUUUCUUACACAGAUUACAAGCAUCUCAUGCGGGACCAAAUGUCAAGAGAAGGAAAGGACCAUUUUUGAAAACAUUUUCAGAGCCAUGUGGACCAAACUGCUACAUGCUGCUGGAGGGAAUGGGUGAAAAGUUGGCAUUAGCAAGAGUUGCUGAAAGGAAACAAGAAAAAGAAGAGGAGGAUGAGAGAUUAAGACAAAAAGAAAAGGAAGACGAGAGGCGCAGACAAAAAGAUGCUGAUCGUCCAUCAGAUGCCUCAUCAACACAGCCAACUGGACCGAAACCUAGAAAGAUACGCAAAUUGAACUCCCUUGAUUCUGCCAAUGAAGUGAGCUCUGAAGAUAGUAAUGACAGUAGCAAAUACAAAGGUAGAGAUGGCCAUGUGCACUCAACUGACAACAGCCAUCCUAGCACCAGCUCACAUCACCAAUCCAGUCACCAUAACUCCCGAAAAUCAACUAACCAUGAUCCUAAUGGCUAUGAACAAACAUAUCAGAAAUCAGCUAAUCCUAUUUUCUCACUGCUGGAUAGAAUUGGAAUUGAUGAGUGUGCAGAAUGGACGGGUUCAGAUCAAUCCCUCUUUCGUGCCCUUCAGAAGGUUUUCCACAACAACUUUUGUGCCAUUGCCCAAAUUAUGCUGACGAAAACGUGCAAACAGGUGUAUGAGUUUGGUCAGAAAGAAGCUGCUGAUAUUCCAGCUGAGGAAUCUGUUCGAGAUUCCACUCCUCCUCGCAAGAAGAAGAAGAAGCAUCGCUUAUGGUCUGUUCAUUGCCGAAAGAUACAGAUGAAGAAAGACUCUGGUUCUAAUCAUGUCACCAAUUACACACCGUGUGACCACCCUGAUCAACCAUGUGACAUGACAUGUCCAUGUGCUGGAAAUGGCAACUUUUGUGAGAAGUUCUGUCAGUGCAGCUCUGAAUGUCAAAAUAGGUUCCCUGGCUGUCGUUGCAAAGCACAGUGCAACACAAAACAGUGCCCGUGCUAUCUAGCAGUGAGGGAAUGUGACCCUGAUCUCUGUCAGACUUGUGGCGCAGACCAAUUUGAUGUUUCUCGUAUCACUUGCAAGAAUGUCAGUGUACAAAGAGCCCAACACAAGCAUCUGUUGAUGGCUCCUUCAGAGAUAGCAGGUUGGGGCAUCUUUUUGAAAGAAUCUGCAAUGAAAAAUGAGUUUAUAUCAGAAUAUUGUGGAGAGGUUAUUUCACAAGAUGAAGCUGAUCGGCGUGGCAAAGUCUAUGACAAGUACAUGUGCAGCUUCCUGUUUAACUUGAAUAAUGAUUUUGUUGUUGAUGCGACACGUAAAGGAAACAAAAUCCGAUUUGCCAAUCACUCCAUUAACCCAAAUUGUUAUGCCAAAGUAAUGAUGGUGAAUGGUGAUCAUCGGAUUGGAAUCUUUGCUAAAAGGGCUAUUUUGCCAGGGGAGGAGUUGUUCUUUGACUACAGAUAUGGACCAACAGAGCAACUGAAAUUCGUAGGAAUUGAACGAGAAAUGGAGUUCCUGUAAUUUUCUAAUGAUUUUGUCUUUUUAAUUUUGUGUAACGUACUUUUACAAUCACUGCCAGAUUAGUGCCUCAGCAUAACUGAAGUAUCAUCUCAUUCAUUACUCAACACUUUUAUUUGAUUCAUGUAUUUUGUUGUUGUUUGAGACUCAGGAUUGACUGAAAUUGUAAGAUGUUUUUAAGAUACUGUCUUAACAUCUCUGAUCAUGUCUGCAAAAAAUGAAUUAAGUCCAAACCAAACUUUAUAAUAUUUAGACCAACCAUAUGUUUUCUUUUUUUAAUUGUUCAGACUGCAUUUGGAGACUUUUAUGUUUUUGUAACGGUGUAGUAUUUCUUACUUAUAGCCGUUUUAUUUGUGUAGUAUUUCCAACUUUUGACUGCCUUAUUGUGAUACUUAAAAUUGUUCAUUCUUGAUUUAAUGAUUUCCAUCACUCCCAUCAACUUUUAAGAUUAUAAGCAACCUUAUUACUUGUAUGAUUGUUGUCAUUGUUUAAAUCUGUGACAUCAUCGGAAACUUCUAUGUUAUUUAGAUGUUUCAUAAAUGUCUUUCCACCACAAG
This is a messenger RNA of Thrips palmi, 3191 nucleotides long. It is a transcript of the gene E(z), whose product is annotated as histone-lysine N-methyltransferase E(z). Gene Ontology annotation, biological process: chromatin remodeling. The record is from RefSeq and is a predicted model, not a curated record. Gene Ontology annotation, molecular function: histone methyltransferase activity; protein binding. Lineage: Eukaryota; Metazoa; Arthropoda; Insecta; Thysanoptera; Thripidae. Bases 208 to 2637 code for a protein of 809 amino acids. The transcript is spliced from 14 exons.